CUUCAAGCUGAUGAGUGCGACUGAAAUAGGCGACAGUCAACUUGUAGUGAAUUCGCUCGGGAAAAGUACCGAACAAUAAACAACAAUUUUAAUUAAAUUACGGCCGCUGCAAGUGCGUGAUUGACUGUAAAUUGUCGUGAAGUGACCAUAGUGUGAAAUUAGAUAGGCGAGCGUGCGUGAGAAUACGAAUUUACAUUGAAUUUGGAAAGUUUCAGCCACGUCAUGUUGGCUGAGGGUGAAACUUCGUAGACGCCUUCGGUUGCCCUGCACCCCGCGCGCGGAACGGACUAGUUCACGGCGAAUUGAAACAACAAGACGACGAGUGAGACGGCGACACCGCGAGAACGGCGACUUUCCGACUUUCAUUGAAAUACGGCAACGACUUUGAUAGAAUCUCCGCUCGUCCUCUGUUCGGCUUCCGUGCAAUUUCUAGUGAGUUACGGACAUAAAACGACCCGGGACAAAGGCGCCCGUCCGCGAAGCGUCUGGACGCCGUAGUUUUUAUAUAAUUUAGGUCCGCGACGUUCGCCAGCGCCUGCAAGCGAGUCGCAAUCGCAUUCACUUUCGCUGUGGAAGCAGAGUAAGCUGUCGCCGCACGUACUCGCAAUUGAUCGUUGCAGUGCGCCCAGCUCGCAUAUUACCGACUGUGAUCUCAACCGAAAACCCGGCCAUUAGUGUUUUUCCCGCCCGUAGACCUCACAUUUAUGACUAGAAAUGGAUGAGACGCAACCGAAAACCCUUUACGUGGGGAACCUCGACCAUGUCAUCAACGAGGACUUCCUCAUUACCCUGUUCAACACUUUAGGUGCUGUUAAGAGCUGUAAGAUUAUCAGGGAGCCCGGCAACGACCCCUACGCCUUCAUCGAGUUCACUUCCCACCAAUCGGCCGCUACUGCUCUGACUGCAAUGAACAAACGAGUUCUGUCCAACAAAGAAAUUAAGGUUAACUGGGCCACGAGCCCCGGCAACCAGCCAAAGACAGACACCAGCUCACAUCACCACAUAUUCGUGGGAGACCUAAGUCCCGAAAUCGAGACGGAAACCCUUCGCGAGGCAUUCGCUCCGUUCGGCGAAAUCUCAAAUUGCAGAAUCGUCCGCGAUCCACAGACAAUGAAGUCGAAAGGCUACGCGUUCGUGUCAUUUGUGAAGAAAGCCGAGGCAGAGAACGCGAUCCAGGCCAUGAACGGCCAGUGGCUGGGCUCGCGUUCAAUCCGAACAAACUGGUCGACACGAAAACCGCCACAACCUCGCGAACAGAACAAAUCGGGCCAAAAGCUCGGCCGCCCCACAUACGAGGAGGUGUACAAUCAAACUAGCCCAACAAAUACGACAGUUUACUGCGGCGGCUUCCCGCCGAAUGUGAUUAGCGAAGAUCUUAUGCACAAACAUUUCGGGCAGUUCGGCACAAUCCAGGACGUGCGGGUAUUCAAGGACAAGGGAUACGCGUUCAUCAAGUUCACAACGAAAGAAUCGGCUGCUCACGCCAUAGAAGUAACACACAAUACCGAGGUGCACGGCUAUCCAGUGAAGUGCUUUUGGGGCAAGGAAAAUGGCGGGGAUAUGGUAAUGGGUGGCAAUGCAGGCGGUGCAGCUGCCGGUGUUGUAUUCAGCCCAACUGUGCCAAAUGCACAGACCAUAGGCGGACAAAUAAUUUCACCCCAAGGUGCCCAGUAUCCGUACGCUUAUCAGCAAAUGGGGUAUUGGUACGCUCCGACGGGUUAUCCUGCGCAAAUGUCGGCACAAUAUAUGCAACAAGGCUACUAUCCAUACGCCUACGCUGCAGCUCAACAAGGAGCCGGAGGUAAUAUUGGAUAUCGUAUGGUACAGCCAAAUGUUGCAUGGGGUGUACCGGGGGGCGUGCCCGGCGUGACCACCGCAGCUGGAGCUGCAACGAAUGGUAGUGCCACACAGCCACAAAUGAUGUACAGUGCGGCUAUGCCGCAAUACCAGACACAAUGAAUUCAUCGAUAGUCCGCCUAAACCUUACUGAUAAAAAAAAAUGAUUUAUAAAACAAAAUAAAAAAUACACAAGCAAAAGAGAGAGGGUUUAAGAUGAAACGUUCCGGAGUAGGGCAAGACCAUCAUGAAGAGCGCGGCGGGAUAACCCCGUACCAACCGACCGAGAGUAAAAUAUAUUUAGAGUUACAAACAAUAUUGUAAAAUAUUGAUACAGACAUAAAAUACAAUAAAGCGUUUGUAAGAAAAGCAUAGGGCGUCAUGUGGAAGCGACAAGAGCGAAUAAUUAGUGAGAAAUGUAAUUUAUAUAAAGAAGUUUAACAAUUUUACGAUGUUAAAGGGAAGAGGAGAGAAUAAAACAAAUCGUAAAGAGCGUUAUUACAGAA
Messenger RNA from Hermetia illucens (black soldier fly), 2342 nucleotides. RefSeq names its product nucleolysin TIAR (gene Rox8). The record is from RefSeq and is a predicted model, not a curated record. Gene Ontology annotation, molecular function: RNA binding. Lineage: Eukaryota; Metazoa; Arthropoda; Insecta; Diptera; Stratiomyidae. The transcript has 5 exons. The coding region runs from base 715 to 1959 and encodes 414 amino acids.